CUUCAUGGCACUCCUCCCACCUCAAAAUGUUAAAACACCAGCCUGGGAUCCUCCUCAGUCCAUUCCAGCUCUUCCCUUGCUUCAGUCAGUGCUCGCAUCACAGCAGUGAUGAGAGCCGAUCUGAAGCCACACUGUGUGGUGAACCACAUUCAUUUGUUGCAAGGAAGAGAAGAGGAAGCUUGCGGUGGCCCAGCUUCUUCAGAGCUGAAUUAUGUACAAGUUCCACAAGACAAUUCUUUUAACAGUGUAUGCGGCUCCUGCCUGGGCAGUGGAAUUUCAUAUUAACGGGGUGGAGAAAACCCCACGGUUCAGAUAAGGUCUUCAUCUAUAGACGCUUCUGCCUUAAGCACUGCACAGCAACACUUUGCAUGCAAAUGUCUCACAUCUGCACAUGCUCAGUGCAAAUGAAGAAAAAUCUUAUGAGAACUGCAAGGAUGGUUAAAACUGUUUUUUUUCCACCCACCUAAAGAGGAGAGUCUAACCACUCAUAGUUCUCAUACUUCUUUUUAAGCAAGCCUGUAGAUAUUUUCUCCUCUUGCUGAAAAUCCUGUGGUUGUUGAAGCAAUGAGUGGGAGUUAAAUGAUUUUUCACAUGCUUUUUACUGCUUAUACCAGUUUAAUGCUUAGGCUGUGUUCAUACACCUCUCAAUUCUCUUUUUGUGAAAAUCACUUUAUGCAUUUUAGUUAAGAAAUAAGAAUUUGGUCAUUUACAUUCCAAUAGUAAAACACAGAGCUAUAACUUUUUAUUUUACUUCUGAAUGGUCCUUAAGUUCACUUGGUAUAGAACCUACAUGCACUCUUCAGUGAAGGCAGUGAAUUAAAGUAAAAUAUCAAGAGAUGGUAAAUGAGAAAAUACAAGUAACCCCCAUUUCCCCACAAAUACUCACAACCAUGCAUGCAUCUGUCCAAGCUGUCUUGUUUUAAUGUUUAUAGUGCAAUUUUAUAUCCUCAUUUUAAAGUCCCGCAAUGAAUUUGAUAAUGUCUGCAUUUCUUUGUUCUUCCUUUAUGAACAACCAAGGACAGAAAAGCUCCACAUUAAGAAUUUAUGAGCUGAAAAAUGAAAAUUAGUUGACUUCAUUUGCUGUUGCUUUGUGUAAAGUCAUUUAUGAUUCUUUAGUAGCAGAUUUAUGUCUGUACUACUACUACUACUAUCUCUACAUAAGGGAAAAACACAGAAAAGUCUGACUUAAAGUAAUUUGAAGUUUGCAAGUGGACGGUGAAAUGGUUGUCAACAGAGAUAGUAGUUAAGUAACAAGAUUGACUGUAAGUAGUAAGUAAGACCAAAGGUCUUAAUUAAGUACACCCAUAAAAGUGUAUUUUAAGACCACUGCUCCUAGUCUUAGUAGUCUAACCUGUUUUGAAAUCCUAAUAUAUACUUCUUUUAACUUUAUAGGAAUCGUUCUAGCUGCCUUUAAGCCACUUCAGAUGAGGAUGCCAUGGGUUGCUACAGCUAUUUAGGAGAAAGAGGAAAAGAAAUUGUGCUGUGUAGCAGGUAUUCCACAAGUUGUUUUUUUUUUUUUUUAAGGGAGGGGAAGAGGAUGGUGGGGGAUGGCUCCUGGAGGACUUGAGAUGGCAAGCCUCAGGAUUGGUGGAUGGCGUUGCUUGGCAUGGCCCCCUGCCAAGCCCUUAUGUCUUUAUAUACUGUUAACAGAAGACCAUCCAGUCCUGAGUGUGUCUCUGUCUUCACCCCCCUCUCUUUCUCUCUAUCUCUGCUACUGCUCUUCUCCUCUCUUCAGCUGCUCACCUCAUCUGCUGACCUUCAUCUGCAUUUGCAUGCUCCUCAGCUUCUUUCUCCACAAGAGCAAAACACAUCUUCAAACGCUUUCCUCCUUUAGAAAUCAGCUUAGGAGAUAUUAGAACAAAUUUGAAAGAAAUCCAUCUCUGGUUGUUGAUAGUACUUCCGUGCAAAAGAAAAACCAUGCCACAGCAGAUGUUUCUUCUGUCAGUGGUGUCCAUGUGGCUUUUGGCUGGGUACUUCCCAGCUGAAGCAACAUACUACAACCAUCCCUUGUACAACCGCCAUUUGUACAAUUACCGCCACCGCAUAUUCAACCACCAUGCCAGCAUGGACAAUCUACUGCCUCCAGAGGUACCAGCAGAGGCGGAGGUACUACCGCCUCGCACCUUUCAUGGGAUCAUGUUUGACGCCGGCAGCACUGGCACCCGCAUCCACAUCUACAAGUUCAUUCAGAAGGACCCAGCUGGGCUGCCGGUGCUUGAUAAUGAAAUGUAUAAUGCAGUGAAGCCUGGACUGUCAGCAUAUGGAGAUAAUCCUGAAGAGGGUGGAGAGACCAUCAGACAGCUGCUGAAGGUGGCUAAAAAGACCAUCCCCAAGGAGGAAUGGUGGCAGACCCCCGUGUUACUGAAAGCCACCGCUGGCCUGCGGUUGAUGCCCAAGGAGAAAGCCCAAGCUCUGUUGGACGAGGUGAAACAUGUAUUUGACGAAUCUCCUUUCUAUGUGCCAAAGAACAGUGUCACACUCAUGAAUGGCACAAAUGAAGGAGUGCUGGCCUGGGUUACAGUGAAUUUCCUGACAGGUCACUUGUAUGCCAAUACCAGAAAAACUGUAGGAAUCUUGGAUCUGGGUGGAGGUUCAACCCAGAUCACAUUUCUCCCAAAAUCAAAGAAAACAGUGCAGAAUGCUCCUCACGAUUACAUUGCGCGCAUCAACAUGUUCAACACUACUUACGAGCUUUACACCCACAGUUACCUUGGAAAUGGACUUGUUGCAGCCCGACUGGCGACUCUCGGUGCGCUUGGAGCAGAUGGUCUUGACUACAAGGUUUUCACAAGUUCUUGCCUACCUAAGAAGUUCAGAGAAGAUUGGACCUUUGGUGGGAUCACCUACAAAGUCAGUGGAAUCCCAGAUGGUUAUGCAGGAUAUAAACUGUGCUACCAUGAAGUGAUGCGUGUAGUGAAAGGGAUCAUACACCAGCCCUAUGAAGUCAAGGGAAACAGUGUCUUCUAUGCCUUCUCCUAUUACUAUGACAGAGCUGUGGAGUCUGGCCUUAUUGAUGGCUCCAGAGGCGGUGUUGUUGAGGUCAGAGAUUUCAAGAAGAAAGCCAAGGAAGUUUGCAACAAGAUGACUAAAUACCGUCCUAUCAGCCCUUUCUUGUGCAUGGAUAUGACCUAUAUCACUGUCCUUCUGAAAGAGGGAUUUGGCUUCAAGGAUAACACUGUUCUGCAGCUUGCUAAAAAGGUGAACAAUGUUGAAACGAGCUGGGCCUUAGGGGCAACUUUUGAUUACUUUCACAACCUGAACAUUCACUAAAGCCCGCAGACUUUUUGGUGCCACUGGGUGGGUAAACACAGGGUCAGAGUGAGGAACCUCGCCUACGCCUCACACUCCUCACUGAGCUUCAAGCAGCCCUGCACUGUAGCCGUGCUCUUCUCCUUCCCUACCAUUCAAACACCUAGAGCGUUCUUUCCGCAACGAAAUGACCUGUAUUUCUGUAAAAAUGGCCAGGCCAACCUCAUAUUCCUACUGUAUGCUUAACCCAGGAGUAGUUUAUUUUUGUAACUUGGGGCGUUUACAUUUUUUUUCUCUCCUUCUUUCGUCUCACCUGAGGCGCUGUCUGUCUAUUUUGGCAGUCUUUGAGUUUGUGAUGGGUAGUGAGAUUUAAUACAACCAUUCACAGCUUUUUAAGGACCUCGCCUUGUGCUGCGUACAGAAAUUUUUUGCGGGGGGGGGGGGGGGGGGGGGGGGGGAUUAUGGAAAUGAAUUGGAAGUCCCAGUAAGAAUGAUCAGGUUUCUGUGCAUUAACGAUCUGUUAGUAAUCGCCAGUCAUGUGUUUACACAUUACUAAAAAUAAAUGGAUCCAAUCUGUAAAACUUUUUAAAUCAUAUUGCAGUACAAAUUCUAAAAAUACUAAACCCUAUCACAGCACAAAUAGUUUAGUUGUAGCAGUUUAUUUACUGUUGUUUAUGUUUGUAAUUAUUGGUGGAAAACAGGUCGAGAUGGAUACAAGUGUACAAUCACCUCAUCACUGAAUUUGGUCAAGUGCAUGAAUGCUGUUGUAUGAAUUUAUGUACGUGUGUAUUUAUGUAUGUCUGUUCGUAUGCUGAGAAGCUUUAACUUUAAAUGUUGGACUGGAACGUCUAGUGCUACAACAGAAAUCUUGCAGAUAUUUUGGACAUGUAAGUAUAAACUUGAGAUAUUGUGAAACUUGCCCAAUUGUGAAAGCAUUACUGAUUUGUCUACUCAUAUGAACUCAGGUUUCUACCUAAAUUACCCAGUCAUCUAGUGAUGUUAGAACACUGUUUGCAUUAGCCACAUUACAGGUACCCCAGCAUAGAACAUGAACACCUCUGUGGGAAUGUGUGUUUUCAAAAAAACAAAAAACAAAACAAAAAGGCUUUUGGCUCAAUGCACUUAAUAUGCAAAGUAUCUUUUGUGAAUUAUUGUAUAAAUAUAAAUAUUUAUUACAUAUAGAUAUUGUUACUUAAAUGCACAACAGUGCAUAUUCAACAUUGUUAUUAAUUUGUAUGUAUUCUAGUCAUGACCAUUCCUACUUUUAACAUGCCUAUGUAUAUACACAUUACCCAUGACUGUAUAUAUCAACUAAUCAUCAAUAGGAUUAUUAUUCAUAAUUAUUUUGUGACAGAAAUAACUGAUGUGAUCAUGUGCAUAAGUUAUAUGAAAAAUGUUAAUGAUUAUCCUUAAUACUCUCUGCUAAACACAACAGAUGCUAUAAAUAUGCUUUAACCUGUUUCAGUCAUUGUCGAUUAUGUACCGUGUGAAUAAAAAAAUAAACAAACACUCAUUGUUAAAGGCUUUUAACCUUGUAGUUACAUGACAUGGUAUACUUGUGGAUUGUUUCUAAAAACAAUUAAUCAUGCUUAAUAGUUCUCUUGCGCUGGUAGAUCAUAAAGUAAAACCUCUUCAUGCAAACUAUGAUCUAUAAGGAGUGCCUCAAGGCUGCAUUCCCGGUCCACUUGAAAUUUUGCAGGGAAUCUACAAAUGUUUUUAUUUAAGAACUCAAUGAGCUUAGGAAGUUUGUCUAUAAAAUAUGUGGUUUUCUGAGCCACAGAGACAAACAAUUUACAACCAUGCAAACACCACCAGCAGCUCAAACUAAUUUCUGUUUAUAUGUACAACAUACAUAUAUACAUGGUUUGUAAUUUAGAUGAAAUCACUGGGUUUUGAGUUUAUUUACAACUAGAAAAUAACUACAGUAAGUCUUCAGAGAUUCGCAAAUCUUCACAGGGCUGGUGUAAUUAAAUCAGCAUAAUUGUUCAAUAAACACUGGCAAAGCAAAAGAAAAGAUAACAAUGAACAUCAUGAAUUGUUCAGCAAAAAGCUAACAAGAAAUUGGAUUAUUUAUUUCUACAAACUGAAUACACUGCCAAUUGUGAACUACUUUCAUAGUCCCAGAAUGAUAAUU
Molecule: messenger RNA, 5383 nt
Organism: Ictalurus punctatus (channel catfish)
Lineage: Eukaryota; Metazoa; Chordata; Actinopteri; Siluriformes; Ictaluridae
Gene: entpd5a
Product: ectonucleoside triphosphate diphosphohydrolase 5a
Exons: 13
Coding region: 1918-3270 (450 amino acids)
Biological process (GO): nucleoside diphosphate catabolic process
Cellular component (GO): membrane
Molecular function (GO): UDP phosphatase activity; GDP phosphatase activity
Source: RefSeq, a predicted model, not a curated record